AUGGCUGCCAUGUUCAGCCAAAAUCCCCUGAUGAACGGGCCCAACUACUCCUUCUCCGAUGCCCCGAAGAGCGUCAACGGUGAAUUCAGAGAGCACCGCUUCAACCCGUACACCGACAAUGGCGGCUCGACCCUGGCCAUCGCCGGUGCCGACUACGCCAUCAUGGCCGGCGACACCCGUAGCACCUCAGGCUAUAGCAUCAACUCCAGAUACACCCCCAAAGUCUUCAAGAUCGGCGGAACGACCUCAUCACAAGAAGACGCUACCAUUCUGCUCUCCGUCGUUGGCUUCGCCGCCGACGGCGAAGCUCUCAAGGACCGUCUCGACACCAUCUGCAAGAUCUACCGUUACCGUCACGGUAAGCCCAUGAGUGUCACCGCCUGCGCAAAGCGCCUCUCCACCAUCCUCUACCAGAAGCGCUUCUUCCCAUACUACGUCUACGCAAUUCUCGGCGGCCUCGACGAGGAUGGCGUUGGCGCUGUCUUCUCUUACGAUCCCGUCGGAAGUUACGAGCGCGAGCAAAGCCGUGCUGGCGGUGCUGCCGCCAGCUUGAUCACCCCCUUCCUCGACAACCAGGUCAACUUCAAGAACCAGUACGUCCCGGGUAGCGGUGUGGGCCACGAGCUGCAGGAGCGUCCUCGCGUUCCCUUGGAGCGGAAGGAGGCCGAGAUACUUGUCAAGGAUGCGUUUGACGGAGCUGUGGAGAGACACAUCGAGGUCGGUGAUCAUUUGCAGAUGAUGAUUAUUACCAAGAAUGGAGUCGAGGAGGUUCUUCUGCCCUUGAAGAAGGAUUAA
Colletotrichum aenigma is the source of this 795-nucleotide messenger RNA. It is a transcript of the gene PRE7, whose product is annotated as Proteasome subunit beta type-6. Gene Ontology annotation, cellular component: proteasome core complex. The coding region runs from base 1 to 795 and encodes 264 amino acids. The transcript is spliced from 2 exons. Lineage: Eukaryota; Fungi; Ascomycota; Sordariomycetes; Glomerellales; Glomerellaceae. The record is from RefSeq and is a predicted model, not a curated record.